GGCCAUUUGGGAUGCUUUCGUUCUCGAGCUGAGGCGCUCCGCGUCGGUCGCUCUGGUGUAGAAACGCGGUGGUUCAAACUGUCAGCAAGAGACAAGGGAACACAAACGCAUUUCCAGGUCUAUCUGCGAACAGGAGCCCGAGCGCACAGAGAGCCGAGAGAAGCGACAGACGGUUUCUACGACGGGCCAGUCUUUGUGUUCCGACGGCCGCGUACAAAAGAUACACGCUGCCGGCAACGUCCCUGCUUUGAGUCUUGCUGUCUCGCCAAUUCAGGGGAGAAGCUGGAACGUAGGAACGAGAGCGGAACACUGGAAGGAAGGUGAUUGGAAGAAAGAGAGUGGAAUAGUGAAGAGAAGCCGCAAUAGGGAAGAUAAAUGGGUUGAGGGAAGAGACACGAAUAGGAAGGAAACUGGGGUCUCGGAAAGAGACUGGAAUUUUGGAAAGUAACUGGCAUAUAGGAACGAAACUGAAAAGACGGAAAGAAAUUUGUUAGCGCAAAGAAACUGGAAGUCGAAAUUGAAACGACAUGCCGGGGACCAAAACACUUGCGCAGCUAGAGGCCGUGUAUACAUGCCUAGGGCGGUUGAUUGUGGGUAGAAUUUCAGUUGCGAGUCUUUGCUCGAUCCGCUCCUCAGGUCGCUUUCUGGCGGAGGGGGCAAAAGAAAGACCAAAGGCUUGGUACUUUCAGAAAACACGGAGAGCGGGUUUGUUAUGGAAUCGUUCGCAGGUUCGGGUGAAUGCCCCGUCUCUCUGGAUACGGUUUAGCACACAUGCGGUUGCUGGUACUCCGAGGACACCCUAACGGCGAGACGAGAACUGUGUUUCACAGAAAAGGGUGAAGUUCACGCGGUCGCGACUGAGGAAAAUGCUUUAUCGAUUGAUAGAGUUAGUUGCGAGAGAGAAUGUGGCUUCCCGACCAGAGGAAACUCACAGCCGAAGACGAGCAAGACUGUAUAGAAGCGGUUGGGCUGGCGUCGGUCGUCGCCGAAAUCGUCUUAUGAGUCUGUGCGCAGCGAAGUAUCGUGUAGAAAAAGAACUCCGCGAGAAGCGGAGGGAGGGAUGCGCCUGCGUGUCGAGCUUCGAUUUCCUCUUUCGGAAGGUAUGCAGCACUCAACACCGUUGUUUGCGAAAGGCAAGACUCAGGCAGUUCAAGGCAAACGAGACGCUGCGGGUGACAGUGCUCCACAGAGCGCGUCUCACUUGUCUUGACAAAAAGCUUGCUUUACACCAACUCGCGAGAAAAGAUAUGUGCCAUUUUUACGGCACACUCAAACCAAGGAAAAUCCCUUCUCUACAGAGCCUCGGGCUCCUGUUCCGACAAAAAUCUAUCACCGGGCUGUGUCCUGAUCAAGUCUGGCAGCGCUCGGCGACAACUUCCGAUGCCCCAUUCACCCAUGCCUUUUGUGGAGUAGAAAGGAAACUUGAUGACUCCACUCAAAAGGGAAGCGAUUUGAGUGCAUGCGAGUUGACACAGAAUUUAAAAUCAUCCGACGGGAACUGACAAAUAACGAUCGUCUUACACACAUUCCCCUCAUCCCACAAACACUACACCAAAAACGUAUAUACACUUAUGUAAACAAAACAUAUAUAUAUAUAUAUAUAUAUAUACAGACACACACGCGCAUAUAUAUAUAUAUAUAUAUAUAUAUAUAUAUAUAUAUACCUAUUUUAUCGAGAACCGGGCUCUGUUUCCAACCUAGAAAAUCCUAGGCCAAGACACCGUUGCAUGCGUCUAGGACGACGCCAACUGGACCGCUGCCUUGUGGCCCAAAGUCCACAUCUCUGCUUGCUCAGGUUUUUUCACAGCCAGCACUCGGUUCCGACGACCCCAGUUCUGGCGACCGCCUCUCCUCGAUUCUCUCUCUGUCUCUUCUCCUGUCUGCGUCGCCUUACCCUGCCACCCUCGCCUUCUUUCAAAAGCUUCAGUUUUACCUCUGUCACCGUACAAC
This is a messenger RNA of Toxoplasma gondii ME49, 1950 nucleotides long. RefSeq lists its product as hypothetical. The coding region runs from base 867 to 1502 and encodes 211 amino acids. Lineage: Eukaryota; Apicomplexa; Conoidasida; Eucoccidiorida; Sarcocystidae. The record is from RefSeq and is a predicted model, not a curated record. The transcript is spliced from 2 exons.